UGGAAAUUGUGUUUUUAGUAUGUGAGUAAGCUAAUCAAUUUGGAUAGAAUUCGCCACACACCCAGAACAUGAGAGCACGUAGUUCACAUUAUCACUACCAAACAUAUGGUAAAUAAUGCUGUUCACAGGAAGAAAGGUACUGGUCAUCAUGAUACUUACGUAUAAUUAGGCAUACACUACUUACAUACAAAAAUGACAAAUUUUAUGUACACACAACUGCCACGUGAUUGGCUGUCGGUUUUUUACAUGUGUGUACUUGCACUGAUAUGAGAUAAUAGCAACAUAAAUAAUAGUAAUAAUAAUAAUAAUGGUAAUAAUAAUUUCCUACUGGAUAAACAAACACGCGAUGAUUCAAGCAAAAAACUUUGGGUUAAUCUAUUCAACGUGUAUGGUGAUGAAAUAAAGUUGUAAUGACCGGUUCCAAACACUAUUAAUAUAACUGAUUUUCAAAAAAAACACAUUUAUCGCUUUUGCUGAAGUCGUUUGUUAUUGAUUUCGAAGACUCAAGGAGGAUAAUCAUUUUAACAGUUACCGUUAAGAAAGAUUUAAAAUGAACAGGAUACAACAGUAAUUUAGUUUAUCAGCACCGUUUACCGCCGAAUUCUAAUUUGAAUAAAUCUACUUGACUUUUCUAAUUUACGCUGAAAUACAACAACUUAAUCUAUGUUUAAGAAAUAGAGGACGCAUCCAUUCAAUAGAGUUCUCAAACCAUUGAAAAUGCUAGAAGAACCAAGUGUACGUGAGUUAAAUGGUGUACAUAGUUCGGGAACAUGGAUGCCAUCCAACAGCAGAAAUAGAACAUCACGUUGUCGUGAAAGUUAUUGUUCUGAUGUAGAUCUGUUACCUCCAUUAUACACAACGGUUGUAGCUGACUACCAUCCAGAUGGUAAUGGUGAUUUAAGUAAUUUAGCCAACAAGAAUCAGAAGCAAAAGAGAAACGUUGGUGAUAUCAGCUGUAAACCUGAUGGUGAUGAUGACGGAAAUCUGAUGAGCUGGUUAAUGAAACAGUUUAAGGAGAAUGGUUUGGAUAAAAGUAAUUUAGCUAACAAUAACUUUGAGGGACUUGAUAUGCUUCAUGAGUUCAACGGGUCAAAUAAAGUAUCUACUCAACAGAAUAGUCUACAGCGAACUGAUUCCGGCUCUUCAAUUUCUAGUUUUCAAGGUGUAGGUGAUUCAAAAAAGCGUAAAUCGCAAGAGGAAUCCUCGAUGAAUAACUGCCUCAAUCGUAGCAGAGAAUGUUAUGAAAGUAAGCAACAACAUCAUUUUCCACGUAUGUAUCCACCACUAAGAGAUUCAUCUACUGAGUCUCGAAGGAUCCACGAUGGAAACAGAUCAGAUAGGUUUCUCACUACAGCUAACUCAACAAUGACAACUCCAGGUUCAGCAAAUUCAACUAUGCUGUUGCCGAAGGGUAAUUCAAAAUACCAAUGUAAACUUAUUAACGAUUUAUUUCAUCAAAUAACUAAAAAGCUAGGAGUUUUACACGACUGUGAUACACAAAUUAUUGAUGAACUUAAAAAUGCUAGUCGUAUAAUUAAAGAUCUUCAGACUCGAAAACCAUUUACACCUUCAGUAUCCAGUGUACAAUACAAUCAACAAUAUCAAAGUUUAUUCCGACCAAAGGCGUCAACACCUGAAUUUUGUAGAUCUUCGAAUAGUUUACGGAAAAAAUCUGUGAUAAAAUAUUUCCCUAAAAAGAGAAUAAAUAAUUCUGGUGAAACUUUCGAGUUUCCUGAAGCUGAAAACAAGCAACCCUAUUCAAUAUCUUUGCCUCAUUCGGAAUGUCAGUCGUCUUUUGAAAAGGAUGAUCGCAAAAGUUUGUUUCUAAAUGGCUUAUUUACGGCUACAAGUGAACGUCGUUUAAUCCAACGGAAAUUCACUGAAUCUCCAUGGGGACCAGUAUCAGUUAGCCAGGCAAAUAGUUCACCUAAGAAUUUUGAUCAUCGCCCACGAAUCACAGGUCAAAACAGCAGUCACUUGCCUAAAAAUGAAGAUCACUCAAAAUGGCUUAAAUCUUCAAAGACAUCAGUGAGUACAAAUAAUUUGGACCAAUCAAACAAAUCAAUUCCAAUGAGUAAUCCAUCACUUAGAAAAUCUAAUUUGUCAAACGAGCGAUCUGUUAGUCAAUCAGCUUUACCAGUGUAUUCAAGUACAAUGCAAAGCAAAACACAAGCAUCGAAUACACUGAAUGCAUCUGCUGAAAUAAGUGCAUCAGAGAAUAACUCCGUAAAAUUUAUUACAACUAAGGGUAUUCAGUCACUUUUCAAGUUGCCAUUUUUACGAAAAGCUAGUACACCUGGUCCAAAUAUGCAGUUAUCACAUUCAUUGAAAUUUCAAGGACGUUCAGCUAGUCUGGCUCAAAUAAACGUUUCAAAUGAAAAUUCAACUAUAAUGUCCACAUCAAACGAUCAGCUAGACAAAACUAUUCGCAACCAAAAUGUACCCUAUAUCAAACCGCUACUACUUAAAGAUUUAGCGAAAUCUAAAGAUUAGAAAUCACUGCACUUAUUUUCAACCCUGUAUUGAAGAAUAAAAGACAUAACUCAAAUUUAUCAAUAAAUUGUCUGUCAUUUUUUGCAGUGUUGUAAUUAUUUUAUUGGUGUAACAUCUGGAGGGCAAAAACUGUCAGUGAG
Messenger RNA from Heterobilharzia americana, 2633 nucleotides. The record is from the annotation of a GenBank genome assembly. NCBI's taxonomy places the organism in Eukaryota, Metazoa, Platyhelminthes, Trematoda, Strigeidida, Schistosomatidae.